CAGUGGUGUUUUGGGGUGGAAGGAUGGGAAGAUGCAUUUUGUAAUGGCUGAAACUCCCAAGGAUUGGUAUUUUCUGCUCUGCGAUGUGCUCAAGGUCACUGCCGGGGCAGAGGGUGUGGCACAGCACCCCUGGGCCAGGGGGAUGUACCUGUGUGCAGGGUGGUGACACGUGGGAGGGGAGGGAUGUGCCAGCCCUGACCUGGCUCUGGCUCCUGCCUGUGACCCCCAGCAGCUCACACAAUCCUUUAGGUUAGAAAAGCCUCCAAAAUCAUUGAGGCCAACCAUUGAACUGGAGGCCCAAAGCAUCCAGACCUCCCCCCGGACUCACUCCACAGCCGUGCUGGCAAAUGGGCAAAUUCUGCAGCAGUGGGACCCCCGGCAGGGACCAUCCUCCCCGGGGCUGUGCCAUCCCUGGGGACACGGCCCUUCCAGCCCGGAGCACAGCGUGGGUGUGCCGGGCUGUGCAAACAGCUCACAUGCCGAAGGGGAUUUUUUACACCCAUUCCUUCGCCACAUUCAAUUUUCACGCCCCGCCGGUGGCAGCGGGGAGGUUUCCGGCAGCCGAAGGUGGGAGGGAGGGUGCUUCUCCCCAAACAAAAGGGCCCUUGUCCCGCCGCGGGGGACAGGAGGGUCGCGGGCGGCAGCGCUGAUGUGGCAGCGGCAGGGACGGGAGCAGCGCUGCCCGCGGGAUGAGCGGGCGCUCCCCGUGUGCCCCGGGGAGCCCCGGCGGCGGCGGGGCCGGGCCGUGACGUGGCAACUUCCGAGGUCACCCCACUGAGCCAUGAAUGCCUCAGUGCCCGGCAGCCAGCUGAGACAGCCCGAGCCCCAGGACGUGGCCGCCUUCACUCCCGUCUCCAUCAUCAAGAGCGUCACCAAGAAAUCGGACGCGCUGCCCGUGAUCUCGGUGAUCGUCGUCCUCUUCGUGCUGCUGGCCGUGUUCAUCGUGCUGGUGGUGCACUACGGCCCCCAGCUGCGCACGGUGCAGGUCACGCUGCAGCACGAGCCCAUGGCCCAGCACAUGGACAGCGUGCUCCUCACGGACUGGAGGCGCCUGGAUGCCCACGGGAAGAUGGGCUCGGCUGGAGUGACCUGCCACUGCUCCUGCAACCACCACCUUCCCCACGGGAGUGCUGAGCCCAAUGUCAUCGAGAUCACCUACCUGUGACAGGGCCCGGGGUCACCUGGGCAGGGCUCGAGGGAUGUGCCCCACUGGAAAAGCUGGGAUGGGAUGGUCGUGUAUCCUGGGACUCGCCGCUGCCUACACACAGAGGCUGCGUCUCCCCAGACCUGUGUCUGGCCCCAGGAAUGCUCAGCCAGGAGGUUCUGGACCCAUCUCAAGCCCCCAGAAGUCCAGCCCAGGGGUGUCACUGUCCCCACACAGGAGCUGGGUCCCAGCCUGGGCUCUGGGGCUGGCUCCGCCUGUGUGGGACAGCUUUAGCAUCUCUUCUGCUUUUACCUGCCCUGGUUUUACCUGUCCCACACUGCCUGGCAGUGGCCAGCAGAGCUGCCUUGGUCCGUGCCCCAGCUGGAGAGCUCUGGGGCUGUGCUUGGUCCCCUGGCAGUAGCUGGAAGUUGCAUCAUCUGGAAUUGUUUUCCAGUGAAAGAUGUUUCCACACUCACGAUGAUGUCCUCAUUACACUGUUUAUAUGGCACAGAACAGCUUCCAGCCCCUCUUUGCCUCAUGCCACAGCCCCUUUUCCCACACUGGGGGGCUGGAACAUGGUCCUGCCCCUGCCAGCCCCCCCCAGCCCCUCGGGCAGACAGCCAGAGGAGAGGAGGGCAGAGGAUGCAGCCUCUGAUUCUGUGUUGGGUGGAGCCAGUACACGUGUCCUGUUCUCAGUGGAGGUGGGUGAGAGAAGAGCGGUGACACAGCAGAGGCAAGAGGUGAUAAUGGCACAUCACAGCUGGCUGAACAUCUGUAGGUGCUGGCACCAGAGGGGAAGCUCAGGUGACUCUGGGCAGAGCCUGCAGCAUCUCUGUGCAAAGGGAUGGGGAGUCUUGAGGUCACCCUCACUGUGGUCACCCUCACUGUGGUCAUCUCUCUGUCCCCAUCCCUGAGCGCUGUCCCAAGGAAGGAGAGAUGGUGUGGUUGGCAUUGUCACCCUCAGUGGGGUGAUGCUGAGGGGCUCUGUCACCCUGGGGAGAACCUUGUUGAGGUGGCACAGAGGGAUCAGGAGAGGUGAAACCGGAGCCCCGCAGGCUCCUGGGCCUGCCGGAGCAUGGUCCCUGUUCAGCCCCGCGGUCGCUGCUGCUGGAGGCACCGGCAUCUCUGCAGUCCCAGAAGUCAGGAUACAGCUUCCACCUCUCCCACGCUGGAAAAGCCAGGUCUGUGUCUGCUCUCAGACCCCUGGCACAGAUCCCUGGACAAGAGAUGGGCUUUACCUGUUCCUCCAGGUGCUGGAGGUAUUCCCAACAUGCCAGAUGCUCCAGGAUCCCUCCUCUCACCUAUUUCCAGCCCUUCUUUUGCUUUAAAGCUGGACUUGCAGGAAACUUUUUGUCUCCACAAAAAAUCAUAAUUUAUAUUUCUUUUUGGGAGAGUUGUUUUCGGUUUGAAUUUGUUCCCAUUUGUUUUCCAGGGCUGAUAGGGCAUUAUCAGCUCUCUCACAUCCGUGUUAGAGGAGAUAAGGGCUGUCAUUGAAAAUCGUGGAGUUCUGCUCCCCUUUCCAUGUCAAAAGAGGGCUUUGUUUGCAAUGUGUACAUCCCUAACAGCACCCCUGAGGAGAUAAUCACCUCUAGGGACUUCUCCUAAUUAGAAAUCCUCUCUGUGAGUGUGGGCAGGCCCUGGCACAGGGUGCCCAGAGCAGCUGGCUGCCCCUGGAUCCCUGGCAGUGUCCAAGGCCAGGCUGGACAGGGCUUGGAGCAGCCUGGGGCAGUGGAAAGUGUCCCUGCCAUGGCAGGGGUAGCACUGGAUGGGAUUGAAGGUCCUUUCCAACCAAAAGCAUUCCAUGAUCUCUUUAAAUGACAUCUGUGGGUUGUGGUCACCCCCACCAAGCACUGGAGACCAUCACACUGGAUGGUCCACUGGAUGACCCCUUGUGACCAUCACAAGAUCUGCACUGUGACACCCAGAGAGGCUACACCGUCCUCCUGGGGACAUCAGCCAGUGUCACCUGCCCAGGCUGAGGCAGCAGAGUCAUCCCCAGCUUUGGUGGCUGUGUCAUUCCUGCUCAGGGAGCAGCUCCAUCCAGCACAAAGCCUUUAAUUAGAGGAACAGGAGCUUUCCUGGCAGCUCCCUCUGAAGGACACCCACAGCAGGGAAACGUCAUGUUUAGAGAGAGAAGAUUAAAAACGUCUAAAUAUUAAUAAAGAGAAAGACAAAAUGGGUAAUUAUUGCUGGCACUUAUUGAUUUGCAGCCGCUGGGGACUCGUAAAGGUCUGAUUGAUGUCACAGCGUGCCAGGGCCUGGAUCCAUCUCUUACCCUGUGCAGCACAGGGAGCCCACCCUGGGCUGGUGUUCAGGUGUUUUGGGUUGUCAAACUAAAAUCAAAUCAAAGUGGCAGUGGAAGGUGGUGCUGCUGUGCGCCCCCUGCCCCCAUCCUGUCAGCAGCCCCCUGCACUCUGGGAAGAUCCAGCUCCGAAGCCACAGCCUUGGGGAGUUCUUCCAUGUGUUUCAUUUGCAAACAGAAAUUUAGAUACAAGCUUUUGGAGCACAGGAAAGAAAUUACUGUAAGACUUAGAAUAGCAAAUUAAAUCAUACAAGCGAGCAACAAUAUGCUGCCAGCUUUCUCCUCCAGAAGGACAUCAAGGGUUAGAUCUCAUCUCAUUGCUUUCUCCCACACAAUAAAACAUUAUUUUUACAGCUUUUCCUCAUUUCUCUUUGGCCAGCUCUCCCUCUUUCUGCUCACAGAAUUGCUUUUUGUAGCAUUGGGCUUUAUAAAACACGUCAGGGUCCUGGAGCAGCAGAGCCGUGCAUGACAUUACCAUAACAUUAUUCCUGUCUAUUCAAACACCCAGCCUGGCCCAAUUUACUUCACUUACAACUUUCUUCCCCUCCUUAAUAAUAAUCCUUUUAUGAGCACAGAGCAACAAUAACUCUCCUUAUCGUCCCCUCU
Molecule: messenger RNA, 4052 nt
Organism: Motacilla alba alba
Lineage: Eukaryota; Metazoa; Chordata; Aves; Passeriformes; Motacillidae
Gene: SMIM33
Product: small integral membrane protein 33
Exons: 2
Coding region: 782-1165 (127 amino acids)
Source: RefSeq, a predicted model, not a curated record